AUGCUACACGGGCUUUUACAGUAUUUAGAUUUGAUAUGCGAGCUGGUGACAGCUCCGAAAGCUUUCUGUUUCCUGGCGUUAACAAAAACCUCAUCGGUUCCAGCGACCGAUAUGUCUACAAAAGAACUGGCUAUAAAACUGGGACUCCUGAGGCAACGGAGUAAGUCCUCUGGAUCUAAGAAGUCGCUGGUAUCAAAUCAGCUGUUUUCAUACUUGAUUGUGAUUGAUUUUGAGUCCACUUGCUGGAGAGAGAAAAACAACUCCAGCCAAGAAAUUAUUGAGUUUCCUGCUGUCCUCCUGAACACAUCUACAGGGGAGAUUGAGUCUGAGUUUCACACAUACGUGCAACCCCAGGAACACCCGGUUCUGUCUGAGUUUUGCACAGAGCUGACUGGCAUCGUGCAGGAGCAAGUGGAGGCCGGGAUCCCUCUCCAGAUCUGCCUCUCACGAUUCAACCGCUGGCUCCAAAACCUGCAGCUGAGGAUGGGAGUGGCUUUUCCCAACAGACAGCAGGCAUCGUCAUCCACGCCGGCGGUUUCUCAGAAGCUGUGCACUUUCCUCACGUGGUCAGACUGGGAUCUUGGAGUUUGUUUGCAGUACGAAUGUAAACGGAAACAGCUUCACAAGCCAGAUGUUCUAAACAGCUGGAUAGACCUGAGAAGCACAUACAGGCUGUUUUACGACAGGAAACCCAAAGGCCUAAGUGGUGCGCUUCAAGAUCUGGGAAUACAGUUUUCUGGGAGGGAACAUUCUGGUCUGGACGAUGCCCGAAACACAGCUCAGCUGGCAGCAAGAAUGAUGAGAGAUGGGUGUGUGAUGAAGAUCACCCGGAGUCUGGAGCGGCCCACAGUGAUGGUCAAACCCCCGUCUGGAAGCAACAGGCCAGCAAAAAAUGAAAAGGAAAAAUUGAAUAUUCAAGAAAAAGAAAAUGUGACCUCCAUCAGCAAACACUGUCCAUCCAAAACGACUCUCGAAACUAUUCAAAAACUGUCGUAUCAAGAGCAUACUACAAAGAAUGGAGGCUCAAAGGGAAGCUCAGACAUGUCCAAUGGUCAAACGUGUCUUAGCUUGAUUUCGCCAACCACUCUGCUGAGUGUCGCACCACUUGGAAGUCACAGCUGCAGGCCGGUUACAACACAGGCUGCUAACAUUUCAUCGACAGCGAGGAUGGAUGCACCUCAGAGGAACAGCAGUCACGUUCUGUGUUCUACCACCGUCAGCUGCUUUUCAAACCUACCUCAACCGGACCAAGGCCCCGGAGCAGGACAGGAGGAGAGGGCAGAACUGCUGGUGGAAACAGAGGAGAGGUGCGGCUCUUACGAUGAUGUAUUGUUGGGGGCUGAUGACGAUAUAAACGCAACGGGCAGAGAAUGUGACCCCGAGUACAUUUCAGAUUUCGACAGUGGAUGUUACGAGUGGGAAGAGUCGGAUGAUUCCCAUUCACCAGCACGUCCCUUCCCAGACGAGGAUGGAACGAGAGAAACUGUGGCUGCUGGACGCAGAUCUGAAUGGCAAAACAUGACCAAUGGUUCAUCGGUCCUCUGUAAAUCUAUAAAGACGUCAAACUACACCGUCAGACACGCAAAGGAAAUUUUACAACCAACAACAUCAUUAGAUUCAGACACCUGUUUUGCGGUGCCUAAACCUGUAAAUUGGAACAAAUCAAAUCAUAGCAAAUCGGGCCUCAAAACCUCCUCAGAAAUCCAAUUCCAGUUAAAACGAUCCCACGUAGGUUAUAAGACAAAAACACCCUCUCCGGUCAGGCUGAAGCCCUUCGCGCCCGGAAAGACAUCCACCCCAAACGCCUCCUCUGUCAGGCCAAAACCGAUCGCCACAAAGCACUCAAAACCCCCUUUUCCCAUCUUCUCUGAGCCAGCAUGCCAGGCCGUGGGGGCGUCCGGACCCCCGCACACACCCCAAAACGCCCUCUCCUCUUUGUCAGUCAAUGCCAGUCGCUUGGGGCUUCCCGCUACGGCGAGGGGGCCUCAGAGGAUCACCGCCCCUCUGUGCCUGUGCGGCCGGCGCGCAAAGCGGCAGGCCGUGUCAAACGGAGGCCCUAACCACGGGCGGGGCUUUUACUGCUGCCCCGUCCGGCGCUCGGGCCACACGGGCAGGGUGGAGAAAGGAUGUGAGUUUUUUAAGUGGGAGUCGGCCCUGAGGAGGACGACCUCCGGGGCUGUUAGGUCCUCUGUGUCGCUCUGUCACCCAACUAGUUCAUCUCUUCAUCAACGUCCAGCCCACAGAGCACCGCUGAGAAAAAGCUGCUGA
Messenger RNA from Menidia menidia (Atlantic silverside), 2268 nucleotides. NCBI's taxonomy places the organism in Eukaryota, Metazoa, Chordata, Actinopteri, Atheriniformes, Atherinopsidae. The record is from the annotation of a GenBank genome assembly.